GGCUCGCUGCUGCCGCCGCCGCUGCUCCACACCAUGCGAGGUGGCUGCGGCUGCCGCCCGCGCCGGGGAGCAGCAGCACCGCCCGCCCGCUCCGGCCUCCCUCCCUCCCUCCGGCUCCCGGGGACGCCCUUCGCGACGCCUCCAUGGACCCCCGCGCGGCCAGCGGAGGCGACGGCCGGUCAUCCACAUCAGACCUCAAUGUGGCAUUGCGUGAGUGUAUGGCAGCUCUGGAUUUGUUUCUUAACAACAAGUUCUCAGAUGCUUUGGCUUCUUUACAAGCAAAAACUAAAGAGAGUAUGUAUCAUGCACUGACUUAUGCCACCAUACUGGAAAUGCAAGCAAUGAUGACAUUUGAUCCUCAGGACAUACUGAAUGCAGGAAACACAAUGAAGGAAGCUCAGGCUACUUGCCAAAAAUUUAGGAAGAAAUCUACAGUAGCUGAUUCUAUCAACAACCUUGUGCAUAGACAAAGCCUUGAACACUUCACUGAAGAGGAAAUCCAUGCAGAAAUUUGCUAUGCUGAAUGUUUACUUCAGAGAGCAGCACUCACAUUCCUCCAGGAUGAGAAUAUGGUUAGCUUCAUUAAAGGAGGCAUCAAAGUCCGAAACAGUUACCAAACAUACAGGGAGCUGGACAGUCUCAUACAGUCUCCACAUUAUGUCAAAGGAGAGAACCAUCUUCAUUUUGAGGGAGGUGUAAAACUUGGAGUUGGAGCAUUUAAUCUGACAUUGUCCAUGUUUCCUGCACGGAUACUGAGAUUGCUGGAGUUUGUUGGGUUUUCUGGGAACAAGGAGCAUGGUCUGCUGCAGCUUCAAGAAGGAGCAUCAUCGUACAGCUUUAGGUCGGUGCUGUGUACCAUGCUGUUGCUUUGCUAUCAUACUUUCAUGACCUUUGUGUUAGGGACAGGAAAAGGAAAUGUAGAGGAGGCAGAAAGACUACUCAAGCCUUACUUGGCACGCUAUCCAAAGGGAGCCAUAUUCCUGUUUUUUGCAGGCAGGAUAGAAACGCUAAAGGGUAAUAUUGAUGCGGCAGUUAACAGGUAUGAAGAAUGUUGUGAGGCUCAGCAAUACUGGAAGCAGUUUCAUCACAUGUGUUACUGGGAGCUCAUGUGGUGCUUCACCUACAAGCGCCAGUGGAAGAUGGCUUUCUUCUAUGCGGACCUGCUGAGCAAAGAAAACACUUGGUCAAAGGCUACUUAUAUUUACAUGAAAGCUGCUUAUCUCAGUAUGUUUGGACCAGAUGACUGCAGCCCUUUUGGAGACAGCGAAGUUGAAUUAUUUAGGAUUGUUCCCAGUUUGAAACUGAAAAUUGCAGGGAAAUCUCUGCCUACAGAAAAGUUUGCCAUUCGGAAAGCUCGACGAUAUCUUUCUCCAAACCCCAUUCCUCUGCCCGUUCCACCUUUGGAAAUGAUGUAUAUCUGGAAUGGCUAUGCUGUAAUUGGAAAAUGUCCCAACUUAACAGAAGGCAUGUUAGGGACUCUAAUUGAAGCAGAAGAAGCAUUGGCAAGAAGUUCAGCUACAGAAUUAUUGGCAGAUGACCAGUGUGUGAUAAAACUGUUAAAGGGCUUGUGCUUCAAGCAUUUGGGCAAGAUCUCAGAAGCAGAAGACCAUUUUAAUUACAUCUAUUUACAUGAGAAGAAGAUAAAAUAUGACCAUUAUCUAAUUCCAAAUGCCUUGCUGGAGCUGGCAAUACUCUAUCUAGACCAGGACAGAAGAGAAGAAGCGAUAAAACUACUGGAAAGAGCAAAACAAAACUACAAGAAUUACUCCAUGGAAACAAGAACACACUUCAGGAUUCAAGCUGCCCUGCACCAAGCCAAAUCCGCCCCGGAAAAUGGAGUGCACUCGGGAGCCUCGGCAGUGUCGUAACUUUUUCUUCUUUGAUGUCCUGUUCGUUGCAAACGUCGGUGCAGAAAAUUCCUGACACUUUAGAAUCAUUUUUUUCCUUCUCCUUCAAGUCGGUGAGAAACCAAAUCAUUGAAAAUCUUCAAGGUGAUGCAUAGAACAUUAAUCGAGUGUAAUAACGUGGCAAAAAACCUUCCCAAACCAACCAUAACCCUGAAAAAGAGUGGUUUUCCAACAGCGGCUUCUUGAAUACUUACGUCUGUGUAAUUCAUUUUUCAGUCAUGUGUGCCUUUUUCUUGCAUUCACAGCAUUUACUAAGCAAGCUACCGUGUAAAGGGGAACGAUUGGUCAAAAGCGAACAACCAAACGUUAAAGUUCACUGAUUUAAUCUGUUAUCUAUACAGGUUGGUUUGAAUUUGCACUGCUCACAGUUGAGAAGGAAGCAUCACGUUUUCCAAGUACCUGCUUAGUUGAAAUGGUGUAAGAAGAUCUCGGUGUGCAAGAGACACAGCUCUGAAUCCAGAGCAUUUCUGCUUGUGCGUGGAAAGCUCCUCUUUACCAGCUUUCACCAGUGGCGUUUUUGCUUCUGUAGGAAACUUGCGAGUGAAACAAUGGUCUCCCUUUUGCAAGUGUCUUAACUUCCUCUUUAAUUUGGUUUUCAUGUCAAGUCCGCUUCUUGUAGCGGCUGAAUGAUUUACUGAGGAUCCGGGGUGGGGGGGAAGGUGAUGGCAGCAUAGAACUGCAUCACUUCUUUGACAAGGUAAAAAAUGGGGGGUCCUUAGGAAGCCGUCCUUUCAGCAGAAAGGACGUGAUGUGAGGUUUAUAUAGAGUUUAAAGCACAAGUCUUCAAAGGUCAUUUAGGAAAUGGCGAUGUUGCCCUGGCUGUACAGCAACAGGGGUUACUGUGACAGCCAAUCCCUUCGGAAAACGAUUGUUCUGAGGUUUGCCCAACUUGAGCAGUCUGUGCUUAAAGAGAUUGCACGGCCUUGUUUCCUGUGGUAAGAAGCUGGGGUUGGAGCAGGCUCCCUUGGCACAGUGCUCUGCCUUCCUUAAAGGAGAGCCCUUUAUCUCUUUGCUUGUUAUUAGUCUUUUGGGGGAAUUUUUGUGUAAGGGGCUUUGGGAAUAGAGCAGUGAGCUGGGUCUGCUUCCCAGUGCUGACUGCUGGAGAACAACUGCUUUUCUGCUAAACUGGUGAAGUCAGAUGUAAUAGGUAACAUUUGACUCGCAUUUACUGUUCUCUGGGCUAGCUCCAUGUUUGUAUGCCUGCGGGUUUUGGGGGCUCACUUCUACCUCCCUUUUGAAAGAGCUUCUUCCCCAUGACCCAUUCUGAUAUGUGGAGAUGGGAGGUCUUCUGACAGCCCUUUUUCUCCAAUGGAGAUGUUUGUCAGGAAGAUUCCUGUCUAAGUACCUCACAGUGAAUAUUCUUUCUAAUGUGAUUGUCCCCAGCACCAAAUUGACAGUUUAUAGCUCUGCUUUUACCUCCUCUGGGGAAAUGGUAUUGUUUUAUAAUUGCAAAUUAAUAUGCAAGGAGAGAGAACCACCUAUUCCUCAGCAUGGAGAACUUGCAUUGUCUCAAAAAAUAGGCACCCUUUAUAAAAGUCUUCCCAAGCUAAAAAUCAUAGAUGAAGAAUGCAUUUUUAAAGUGACUUUCUCGGAGAAAUUCAGUUCAAAUAAAUUUCUGAAUGCAGAUAAAACUCAGUAUGAAGUGAUGCUAUUUACAUACUGCACAUCUACACCCAAGUGUAAAGAUCCAGGCAUUCUUUGUAUGGAAUAAAGAAGAUUCUUGUUCUA
Messenger RNA from Pezoporus occidentalis (night parrot), 3635 nucleotides. It is a transcript of the gene TTC39A, whose product is annotated as tetratricopeptide repeat domain 39A. Bases 144 to 1868 code for a protein of 574 amino acids. Lineage: Eukaryota; Metazoa; Chordata; Aves; Psittaciformes; Psittacidae. The transcript has 18 exons. The record is from RefSeq and is a predicted model, not a curated record. Gene Ontology annotation, molecular function: protein binding.